AGAACUUGUCUCCGAUCUAUAUCGUCUAUUGGCAUGCACGUUGUUAUUAGGACUGCAAGUAUCUGGGCUUGGUCGCUACGUGUGCUCCCUCUAGAAUGAGACUUUAGCCAACGGCCCAUCCAUCUUGAAGCUCCGACGGUCCUGAAAUUAAUCGCGUGAUCUACUCCAGUCGUCAAAGUGUCGUACAUACUGGGACGCCGUCCGCUGCGGCGGACAGGCAUUUGCGAAAUAUGUCUUGUGUCAAGGCGUAAUUCCCCAUGGAACCCGUCCAGCCGAUUCAUGGCGACGUGGAUGCAAAACGCCGAAGAAGCAUCUGAAGACAGUGGAAAGCGUCUCUCCGGACGCAUACAUAUCCUCGGCCUCGGGAAUGUAGGCACAUUUGUUGCCCAUUCGCUCAUGAGCCGUCCGUCUCCGCCACCGGUCACUCUUCUAUUGCAUAAUCCCGACUUGUACAGCUCAUGGCUGGCGAAGAAAAGGUGCCUGGCGUUGAAUUCGAACGGAUUGGAUGAUAUCAAGACCGGCUUCGACGUCAAUGUCCUGAGUGGCAAAUCAUGGCACUCGUUUCCAUACUGGGAUCAAAAUGGGGAAGACGCUCAACCCAUAGCUGAGACUGAGGGGGACGUGGAAGAGUUCCUGGCCGAGUCUGCCGAAGAUGAUGAGCGCAUUGAAUGCUUGGUUGUUGCCGUCAAGGCGCCGGUGACGGCCAUGGCAUUGGAGUCUGUCAGUCAUCGUUUGACGCCUGACUCUACGGUACUGCUCCUUCAGAAUGGAAUGGGGGUCAUUGACGAGCUCAAUGAGAAGGUUUUCCCUGACCCGCAAAAUCGUCCCAACUAUAUGCACGGUAUCGUCUCUCAUGGGCUGGCGCGCAGAAAGGAACCUUUUCAAGUUGCGCAUACUGGCAUCGGCACGACCAUCCUCGGACCGGCUCUUUCCGCGAACUCUACGUCUGUGAUUAGCGAAAAAGAGGAGGACUGGGCCCCCAGUACCAAGUACCUCACGCGCACAUUGACCCUUACUCCGCCACUUGUUGCUGUCGCGGAGACCCCGUCCUCCCUGAUGCUGUACCAGCUGGAAAAGCUGGCGAUGAAUGCGGUCAUCAACCCGCUGACAGCCGCGAUGAAUUGCGAAAACGGCGAGCUUCUUUACAACUACAGCUUCACUCGAGUGAUGCGCUUGCUGCUGCUGGAAAUCUCGAGCGUGAUCUGCGCACUCCCCGAAGUGCAGGGCAUUCCUGGCAUCGAGAGCCGGUUCUCCCCCGAGCGUCUGCGGUGGAUGGUUACGCAGCUUGCCAGCAGGACAGCUAAGAACUACAGCUCGAUGCUGCAGGAUGUACGCGCUGGCAAGACGACCGAGAUUGAAUACUUGAAUGGCUACAUCGUGCGCAGAGGCGAAGAGCUUGGUGUCAAGUGUGUGGUGAAUUACAUGAUGAAGCACCUGAUUUUGGCGAAACAGCACACGUCGAAGCAGAGAGAGUCCAGUGCGAUCCCUAUCGACAUUUUGUAAGCGGAGCGGAAGUCUGUACUUAUAUGAUAAUAUACCCCGAUUUUCUU
Molecule: messenger RNA, 1550 nt
Organism: Aspergillus sclerotioniger CBS 115572
Lineage: Eukaryota; Fungi; Ascomycota; Eurotiomycetes; Eurotiales; Aspergillaceae
Product: ketopantoate reductase family protein
Exons: 1
Coding region: 280-1503 (407 amino acids)
Biological process (GO): pantothenate biosynthetic process
Cellular component (GO): cytoplasm; mitochondrion
Molecular function (GO): NADP binding; 2-dehydropantoate 2-reductase activity
Source: RefSeq, a predicted model, not a curated record